This is a messenger RNA of Ceraceosorus guamensis, 216 nucleotides long. RefSeq lists its product as hypothetical. Gene Ontology annotation, cellular component: cytoplasm; nucleus. Gene Ontology annotation, molecular function: RNA polymerase II cis-regulatory region sequence-specific DNA binding. The record is from RefSeq and is a predicted model, not a curated record. NCBI's taxonomy places the organism in Eukaryota, Fungi, Basidiomycota, Exobasidiomycetes, Ceraceosorales, Ceraceosoraceae. The annotation marks the transcript as partial. The transcript has a single exon.
AUGGCAGCUGCGUCUGCAAGCAGCUUCAACGUUGACAAGUCUCAGAUUCCACGACCUUACAAGUGCCCCCUUUGCUCCCGCGCAUUCUACCGCCUCGAGCAUCAGACGCGCCACAUUCGCACUCAUACAGGCGAGAAACCGCACCAGUGCACGCAUCCUGGGUGUGAGAAGCGCUUCAGUCGCAGCGAUGAGCUUACCAGGCAUGUUCGGAUACAC